This is a messenger RNA of Cercopithifilaria johnstoni, 319 nucleotides long. NCBI's taxonomy places the organism in Eukaryota, Metazoa, Nematoda, Chromadorea, Rhabditida, Onchocercidae. The record is from the annotation of a GenBank genome assembly.
AACAUUACUAUCAAUUGCUGAAACAAAUGCACAGUUUUUGCAUUUAAAUCUAUUAUCAUUUAACAACAGGGCAGGCCAUAAUUCGUUGAACAAUAGCCCUGCACCUUCUCCAGCAGCUCAAACUACACUGAAUCCGUUCGGCUCAUUGCCUUCUGCAUUUGGUGCUGGUUUGCUUGCAGGCAGCUUGUUUGGUAGAGGUUCCCCAUAUCCUUAUUAUCCUUACUACGGUGGAUACGGAGGAUAUGGUCCGUAUACGCCGACAAAUUAUUACAUUUACUAUGGUCGCUAUCCAUACUACUACUAUUAUUAUCGUGGUUAA